This is a messenger RNA of Exophiala aquamarina CBS 119918, 504 nucleotides long. RefSeq lists its product as uncharacterized. The coding region runs from base 1 to 504 and encodes 167 amino acids. The record is from RefSeq and is a predicted model, not a curated record. Gene Ontology annotation, biological process: protein dephosphorylation. Lineage: Eukaryota; Fungi; Ascomycota; Eurotiomycetes; Chaetothyriales; Herpotrichiellaceae. The transcript has 2 exons. Gene Ontology annotation, molecular function: protein tyrosine phosphatase activity.
AUGGCAGAUUCCAAUGCCAAAAUAUCCGUUCUCUUUGUCUGCCUGGGCAAUAUCUGUCGGUCUCCCAUGGCAGAAGGUGUUUUUCGCUCCCUGACCAAAACAAAUCCGCGAAUUGCUCAAAUUGACUCAGCUGGCACCGGUGCAUAUCAUACUCUUGAUCCACCUGAUGACCGAACAAUGGCCACGCUGCGAAAGCACAAGAUCACUGACUACGACCAUGGUGCACGCCAGGUUCUGGGAGUCGACUUUGACAGAUUCGACUACAUAUUCGCCAUGGAUCAGCACAACUUGAGAGAUCUCCAGAGAGUGCAGCGAAGGGUUGAAAGCAGGGGACAGAAGAGCAGGGCUAAACUCAUGCUCUUUGGUGAGUACGGUGGUGGUAAAAGACCCGAGGAAGUCAGCGAUCCCUAUUAUGGUGCCAAUAACGGCUUCGACACUGUGUUUGAGCAAGUCUCACGUUUCUCAAACCACUUCCUCAAGGAAGUGGUGGAUAAGGGCGAAUGA